Messenger RNA from Mollisia scopiformis, 4735 nucleotides. RefSeq lists its product as uncharacterized. The record is from RefSeq and is a predicted model, not a curated record. The transcript has 5 exons. Gene Ontology annotation, biological process: signal transduction. NCBI's taxonomy places the organism in Eukaryota, Fungi, Ascomycota, Leotiomycetes, Helotiales, Mollisiaceae. The coding region runs from base 1 to 4596 and encodes 1531 amino acids.
AUGGCUCAAACAAAUGGCGUGCAAGAUCCAAUCUCUAUAACGAUUGCUCAAGAAUUGCUCAACCGACCAAAUCAUACACGUCAAAGAUCCGCAUUCACAACAGCAUCUGCUCGAAGCCACCAAUUCGAUGGCACAGAUAACCCACAGCAGGCGGCAGAAGUGUUAGCAGAUCCAAUUCUUGAAGGAAGAUCUCGCCGCGCAGGCCAUACCAGCAACACCUGGACGUCGUCGAGCGGGGAUGUUGUUUCCGACCAGGACGAAAUCGAUGAUCGAACUUUUUUCGUGCAAGAAUACAAUCGUCUCGCCAGAAAGCAUGGAGUACGAGUGAUUGUGCCUGAAGAACACGAGCCCAAUGACGACUCGUUUGCUUCCUCCGUCAAGCAGCACAGCUGGUUUUCUCGCAAGAUCCUGAGACGAACUUCGUCUUCUCAAAGUGUGAGGCUAAAGAAUGAUCGACACUUGAAACAUAUGCGAAGUAUCAGUGAUUCUCUUCGCAUGAAGAAGAGGGACAGAUUGAAGGAUAAGGACUUGCAAGAUCUUGCUCGACUUUGCGGCCUGAGCCUUUUGUAUCUGCCAACCGAGUACGCAGCAGGUAGCCUGUCCGUGCCAACUUGCUUCCGGGCUACAGCUCAAUUCCUUGUACAGCAUGCGCCAAGCACACGAGGCGUAUUCCGCAUUCCAGGAUCUCAAAACGCAGUAGCAGCACUGUACAAUCACUAUUGUUCUAUGGAUGAAGAGGGUCAAGUGAUCGCUGGUACAGUCCGAUGUCCAACGCUUCCUGAUCACAUUAGAUGCGAUACACAUGAUGUCGCGUCAGCCUUCAAAAGGUUCCUUGCAGGGAUACCUGGAGGCAUUCUUGGAUCUUUAGCACUCUUCAAUGCUUUCAUCUCAAUUCAGACUCAAUUGGAUGGCGAUGCAGAGUUGACCAGGACCAAGCAAAGCAAGGUCCGAGCAAGACUCAUUGCUCUUGCUGUCGCCACACUGAGAUCUCAAUACCGGCGGGAGCUUAUUAGUGCUGUGUUUGGGCUUCUCUCCAUGAUCGGACGCGCUGCAGAAACAGCCCCACGAGAAGACGAGCGUGGAAGACCUUUGCCUACAUCUGAUCUCAUGGGAUAUGGCCCUCUCGGUAUAGUCUUUGGGCCCUUGUUGGUCGGUGAUCUCUUAGAGGACUAUACGGUGCGACUCGUCAAUCCGCAUGGUGGAUUAAUCUUGCUCCCAAUCAGUCCACCAAAGUCUCGAAAAGAACGAUCGAAGAAGACUAAGAGCGGCGAUGAGGGCACUACGUUCAGCAAUCACAUUGACAAGAUCAAAGUUGCCAACAGUAUCACUGAGAUGCUCAUCACUCACUGGCGAGAUGUGGUUCGCCACAUGAAGAACUUGAGCGCUCUCAAAGUUGUGGCAGGCACGCAGAGUCUGGCUGUGCGGAAUUCAAAUCCUCCGAUGCUGCGGCCAUCUGCUUCUGAGACCUUUGCUUUGCGGAAGCCUCCAGAUUGGGAUCAAUUCGGAUCUCCUCUAGGGCGCAGAGAGAGAAGUGUGUCUCCAACCCCAAAUAGACGUCCCAGUGGUUUGCUUGAGAUUCAGUCCGACGACGAUGUGCGCUUGCAUCAAGUUGACAUAUUGAGAGUCAAGAAACAACGGAUGAAACAGAGAGCAACUUCCAACCAUCGUCUCUCUGGUCACACCCCAAAGACAGUCCUUGCACCUACCCGGGAGGAAAUCCCUAAAGACACUUCUUCUCACCUUGCCAAUCGUGGCACGUCAGAAAGCAAGCCACGAUCAAGAAGUGGGAGCUUCUCAGAGGUUGAGAAAUUUGAGUACCCUCGCCGUCACCAAGACGGCAAGCUUUUGCACCAAAAAAUCCACACUUCAAACGGUUCGUCUGACAAAGAGAACAAACCUCCUUCCAGCGAUUAUCGCUCAGUGUUGGACCCAGGCCGUCAAAAAGUGGAUGAUGAAGAUGGACAACUCCACACAGGGAAGAGAGAAAUGACUGACCAAAGAAAUACAUCAGACGAAGGAACGAAGAUCAAAGGAGAACACUCUGUGGUAGCAGCUGCUAAGUCAACUACUGAGAUGAGAAAUAGAACUAGGGAGAAAACAUCCGAAGCGUCAUCAUCUGCAAAGGCAUCCAAGACAAAUACUCCACCUUUGCAUAAGCGCCAUUCACCAUCAUCUACUUUCAGAGGCUCGGCGACCCAGACUUCAGGUGAUGAACCUCGGAAAUCGAAAGCAGACUCUGCUCAAGGGCCCAACAAAUUGACCAAGUCUGCCGAACGUGCAAAAGCACGAGAGGAUGGGCUGGUUGGCCGCCAGAAAGCCAAGAAUGAUACCCAAGAUACACCUUACAAGAAAUGGAAAAAAGGCAGAAAAUCAGCUAUCAAGUCGUCGACGUCAGAAAUAGACACCAAACAUCAGGCCUUGCAAGUUGAUGAUAAAUUUUGGCCUCUCGACAGAUUGCCGGGCUCCUCGCCUAGUGCUCAUCGCUCGAAAUUGGAGAUCACAAUCACAAGAUCAUCCUCUGGAGACUUAGGAGAAGUGAAAACUGAUGCAUCUCGCAGAGUAGGUGGCAGUGAGCCAGGUUCUCAUCCAAUAGGUCAUAGCUUGACCGCUCCUGGCUACAGAAGAGUGUCGAGGUCUUUGGAUGAUAAUCUACGACGCAGAAAUAAGCAUCUAGAUUUACAGAGGUCGCAUUUGAGCAAAGAUCCUUUGAGUCGGAUUUCGCACGAGGAAGAUUUAGCAUCAUUGGCAGCGCUUGCAAAAGCGUUAGACUCUGCGGAUGUGCAAGCACAAAGUCCUGAUGUCUCCACUGGUCAUGGUAGUGGUAUCUCCUUGUCAGUUCAUCAAAGUGGCACCAUUGAGUACCAGAGUCAAGUCUCAGAUGGACCUGGAUCACCCCGAAAAACAGAGAAAUCAACAACUCGGGAGUCAGAUGAGAAAUCAAAUCAACAAAGGUCCAGCCAACACCAUAAUCAAGAUCAUGACAGUCUCAGCUUCAACAAGAGUGCAACUUCAAAGACGUACUCAGGGCACGUACACGAAGGAACCAAUGUUGGUCAAACACCCAGAAUCCAAGGAGAUCCUGCCCGUGCUCCGAGCAACCUCGACAGUAGAACCGUCCAAUUCACACCCAGGAAGAGGACUGGAAGUCCACGAAGUCCUAGUAGUAAGAUUUCGGCUCUGGUUGCGAAAUACAACAAUGGCGAUUCAGCACCGGUGUUGCCUCCUAGCACUCCGUCCCCAUUAAAAUCUACCUCCAAAAGUAUUCCUCGGGAGGUUUCUCGAAAGAUCGAAGCACCACAAGACGGUUUGAUAGCACCAUAUACUAUCAAUCCACCUUCUCCUACGAGGUCGCAGAUGUCCGGGAAGUCUGAGAAGACGCCUCAAUCACGUCGUACUCCUGAUGCAACCUUAAGACCUCUGAACGUUGAAAGGAAUAUUAGCCCUACGAAAAUCCCAGCCCCUAAACGGGUGCUUAGAUCAUCCCUCGAUGAUGCUACUCCUCUCAGGCCCGUUCAAAAGUCUGUUGAAAAUGCCUUUAUACCCUCCAGUGUUUCACCUUCUAAGAUUCCAAGAGCAAGACCCGAGACGGCUGAGCCUGCACAGAGAUAUCUUGAUGGAUCUGCAUCGAACCUUAACAGCCGUACUCCGUCGCAAAUUCCCGAUCUCGGGAAAAUCGAUCCAGCUGCUUUGGUCGUUCAGAGACUGGCUAGAUCUACAAGUCGAACAUCAACACCACCGCCAAGCAUACGCCGAUCUCUCGAUGAAGCUGUUACGGAGAUGAAAGGUCCUAUUCCCUCGCUCCUGCACCCGGCUGCACUGCGAUCUGUUCGAGAAAUGACUGAAGUUUCUAUAGAGGAUACCACAGGAAUUCCAUCUUGUCAAGAUGCUACUUCUACUGACAACCCCGAAGUCGUAGCCGUAGAUGGUCCAGCCGGAGAGCUCAAAAUCCAUCAAUUCCGUGGACUUUCGGAAUUAGCAUUUCCCGCUCGUAUGAGGCAUUCUGUACAUGAAGAUUUGCCCGAGUUUGUCCAUCCUGAAUCGCCAUUCAAGGACACUUUCUCGAAUCCUACCAGUCCUAUCUCAAGCCAUCCCCCAACUCGCCGCAACUCACUGCUUUAUCUAGAGAUCCAAAAACUUGAGAAGAAACUUGCAACGGAGAAGGAGGAAGUGCUCCAACUCAAGCAGCAGCUUGAGGCCCGGCAGAAUCUUGACGUAGGAAGUCUAAGCGAAGAAUUAAGGGAAGCGAAAAAAGAGUUACAGAAGUGGAAGACAAGGGCCAAAGUGGCUGAGAAGCAGCUUGAGCUUUUAUUCAAAAACCCCUCGAGGAGCAUGUCUACUCAACUGGCAUAUAGCUCUAUGUCAAGAGUCUCGGAUAGGGUUAAUUCCUCGAGGACCGAUGGCCCGUCGGACUCCCUCACUGCGACAGAGACACUGCGCAAAGUCUUCAACGGAACUGAUGGAGCGGCGAGCUCGGAAGAGUCGGAUUAUAGUACUAAUACUGUAGUUCGAGAUGUUCAGGAUAUUGUCACAGGUAGUGAGUACAGUGUGUGGGUGGAACAGACAAUGAAUGCUCUUGGUGGUGCGGAAGUUUCUUGAUCUGGGUCAAUAGCAGCUUAUGAAUAGCGAUGGAAGGAUGACACAAAUAUGUUAUAAAGGGUCAAGUUCCGUAUCGAAUAGCCUUUGUUUGUUGUUUGCAGUAUAGUUUCAAAGGCGCUAUGCGAUGCUCUAAGUUAGG